AUGACAAUCUCACCGGUGCUCCGGGCGGUCGUUUUUCUUUCUGCGCUCUGCGCUGCUGCCCCUACUCUAUCCUUCCCUAUCAACUCGCAGGUGCCGCCGGUUGCCCGGGUUGGCCAGCCGUUCUCUUUUGUCUUCUCCUCCUCAACCUUCUCGCCCAGUGGGCCACUCACGUAUACUCUUGCGAACGCUCCAGCCUGGCUCUCGAUCGAUAGCGAGUCCCGGCGCAUCUAUGGAACCCCGGAAGAAGCAGAUGUCGCGCCCGGCGACGUGGUUGGGGUGCAAUUCGAACUCGUGGCCGCGGAUGACUCCGGGUCUACCUCUUUCGACGCAACCCUCGUCGUGUCUCGAAAUCCGUCACCCAGUGUCGCCCUCCCUCUUUCGAGGCAGAUUCCCGAAUUUGGAUCAUUCUCUCAGCCUUCGUCGAUCGUCAUGGGACCGCAACAGGCAUUCACACUCAACUUCGCGCCCGAUACCUUCUCUAAUCCGAUGGGGAAAGGGCUGAGUUACUAUGCUGUCAUGGAAGAUAACACACCGCUGCCUUCGUGGGUAUCAUUCGAUUCCGGCAAGCUGUCGUUCUUGGGCACGACGCCUGCGCUGGGUACUUUAAUGCAGAUCCCGCAGUCGUUUUCUUUUCGGUUCGUCGCUAGCGACGUGGUCGGAUUCUCUGCAGCAUCCCUCCCCUUCUCGAUCGUGAUUGGAAACCACAGGAUCACGGCAGACAGCAGUUCCAUCGUCCUGAGCGCAACGGCUGGGACUCCAUUGUCUUACACGGAACUACAGUCCGAUAUCAAGUUUGACGGGCAAGAUGUCAAAUCAGGCAACGUAUCGGUUAUUUCCACACCCAACAUUCCCCCUUGGUUAUCCGUGGACAAAGAUACAUGGGAAAUCAGUGGGACACCGCCAGCCACAGCAAAGUCAUCCAACUUCACAAUCAUGUUGGCGGACACGUUCUCCAAUACCCUCAACUUGACCGUCUCGUUAAACAUAACGAAUGGGCUGUUUAAGGGUAGUCUACCGGAGAUGAGAAUUACAGCCGGGAAGAACUUCGAAUUCGGCCUUGGCCCAUACCUCUCCAACCCUUCAGACACAGAGUUGCGGAUUGACGUAACUCCCCUGUCAACCUGGAUACAGUUCGACUCGACCCGGAAGACAAUAUUCGGCGACGCACCGGAAAAGCUGUCCACAUCUCCUAUCACGAUCGAGGUUCACGCAAAGUCCAGAAGCUCGGGCCUGGAGUUCUCCCAAGCCUUGCCUGUUCGUAUACAAGCAGCGAACCAUCGGUCCACAUCCUCUGCGAGCACUUCAGGAUCGACUCCGGCAUCUACGUCUUCCCCGAGUGCGGACCCGGACUCGGGCGCUCGCCGAAAGGCGUCCCUGAAACAGAUUCUCAUGGCCACACUUAUACCCAUAUUUUUCUUGCUCUUCGUUCUCGCAUGCGUCAUCUUGUGCUGCAUCCGCCGUCGCCGGAGGCAGUCAACCGGGGACAGCAGCAGAAACAUGUCAUGGCCACUUUGUGGAAGCCUGGCGACGAGGAUUAGCACCAAGGGCAAAGAUUCGUUCCAGUCUCUCAUAGGGAGGCGUGGCGUGGACAAGUCGUCACCGAGGAACCGGAAAUCGCGGCAGAAGAGCUACGCAGAGGCAGCCAUAGGAAGCCUAAAGGGUUUUGAGACUGAUCCUGAGACUCAUCCACUUCUGCGUUCCGACUCUUGGCUAGCCGUCGUGGCCCGGAAGAUAUUUAUCAAACGACCAGGCAAGGGUUACCCAACCCGGACAGCAUUCCACGAAGAGAAGCCGGGGGGGGUUCUGGAGGCCAAUUCGCUACCAGCACCUCGCAAUGAUAACAGAUCGCUUUCUAGAGACACAUUCGAAGCCGACAUACCAACCCCGGAUACGAGCAUCCCGAUGACCCCCGACUUCGUCUACUCCAACCGGCACAACCUUGAAACCAAUUCAGAGACCUGGGGGUCCUACAGGACAACCGAUUACGACGAAUUCACGACCGUCGGAUCAAGUGCACACACAUCUAUUUUGAACCUGGCACGACCGUCGGAAAACCAUGCACCAGAGCCUCUUGUUAAGACUUCCACCACUAGGGCAUGGGCGGCGGGGAAUGUGUCUAGGUUCGUAGAACGCUUUAGGAAGAAGAAGGAGGCAGGGGUGAAAACGCCAGAAAGGGGUGUAGCGGCGAAUUUACAGAUAUCCGCUCCAUUGGUCCCACCUCGGCCAGUGUUAGACGAUCGACCAGUAACCCGGCGGGGGCCGGAUCCGGGAACCUACGCUACCAAGCGAGAGAGGUCUCAGGACGAAGAAGGGAGCCCGCCAAAUAUGACCCCUGCGAUGGCAGUGGGGCCAAGGGCCAAUACUCGGAAACUGUCACAAGAAGCAGCGCAGGAACAGGUCGCCUGUGACCCUCUGGGCAUUCCAUGCGACCACACAGCUGCUCCGCCGCCUACCGUCCCCUCCAGGACGUGGUCAACCGUGUACUCGGCCAUAAGGGACGAGACGAAGACCCCAGAGCAAGGGGGAAGGAGUGCAGGCGGCAAGUCGAAAACGACCAGCCUCCCGCCGGGCAUGUCAUACUCGUCGACUGCCAGCAGCCCGCAGCCCAACUGGGCAAUCAUACGGGAAUCGCCGAACCCGAGCAUCUGGAUGGACGACGUAUCGGUCAGGACGGACAACACCCGGUGGCCGCAGCGCCCGAGGACGACAAUUGAGCCCCUGAGCGAGGCGUCGGACACAGCGCCGGAUUUCGGGUCGAGGCCGCCGUCGAGACACCGCGGGCUGCUCGGCACAGCCGGCUCCAGACACUCCAGAAGGCCGUCUUCGAGAUUCGCCGGGAUGGGGACACACAGCGGGCCAUCCUCGGCGGGGGGGUUGGGGCGGGAGAGGACCGUGGGAUCGGCUACGACGGGGUCCGAGGAUGACUAUAUGGUUUUUAUCUAA
Phialemonium atrogriseum is the source of this 2943-nucleotide messenger RNA. RefSeq lists its product as uncharacterized. The record is from RefSeq and is a predicted model, not a curated record. NCBI's taxonomy places the organism in Eukaryota, Fungi, Ascomycota, Sordariomycetes, Cephalothecales, Cephalothecaceae. Gene Ontology annotation, molecular function: calcium ion binding. Gene Ontology annotation, cellular component: membrane. The transcript has a single exon. The coding region runs from base 1 to 2943 and encodes 980 amino acids.